UCAUGAGCGUCCUACUGCCCAACAUGGCGGACUUUGAUACCAUUUAUGAGUUAGAAGAAGAAGAUGAGAGAAUUGUGAGUGAAGAGCAUCUCGUCAGAUAUUGCCCCGAGCCUGUGGUCAUGCGUGGGGCUGGUCACAUCACCGUGUUUGGACUAAGCAACAAAUUUGACACUGAAUUCCCUUCUGUUCUCACAGGAAAGGUUGCACCAGAGGAGUUCAAGACGAGUGUCAAUCGAGUAAAUGCAUGUUUGAAGAAGAAUCUUCCGGUAAAUGUGAAAUGGUUGCUUUGUGGCUGCCUGUGCUGUUGCUGUACUGUGGGCUGCAGUUUGUGGCCUGUCGUAUGCCUAAACAAGAGGACACGAAGAUCCAUUCAGAAAUUGUUAGAAUGGGAAAACAACAGAUUAUAUCACAAGUUGGGGCUACACUGGAAACUGAGCAGGAGAAAAUGCGAGAGCAACAACAUGAUGGAAUAUGUUAUUCUUAUAGAAUUCUUACCAAAAUAUCCUAUAUUCAGACCUGACUAAAAGGACUUCUGCUGGAUUCUGGUGGAUGGCCGUUCAUUCCUCUCUUUAGUGCCUUGUAUAUAUUUUGGAUUGAGGGUCUUCAGUGGGUUUCAACAAAACCCCUUCUCCCAGUACCUUGUACAGUAGAAUUCACAACACUGUCACUUUGCUUUAGAGCAGAUUUUGCACAUUUCCUGAUGUAGUAGAAACGCUCCUGUGUUUUGUUACAUGUAACAAGAUUGAUGGGAAGAGGGCAAACUAUGAUACUGUUUAAAAGUGCAUUUACCCCAAAGAGUCAUCAGUCCUUCCCACAUACUAUAUUAUUGUAAUGUUGAUAAAAAAAGGCACCUGAUGGUGUGAAUUUGCCUUAUGUUAAAGGACAACCUUUUUUAAAUAAGAAGUGUAUGUGCUGGAACCAGAACUGUACAGUGUUAUAUUGUAUUGAGAGUGUAUUGACUAGUUUGGGGAAUCUUUGAAGCUAGUGCAGCAAAUUAAAUAAAUAUGAACUAGCUUAGAGUAGAUUUUCUGGCACAUUUGCGAUUGUCUACUACACGAGGAAGUCCACAAACUAAAUUGUAAAUAUUGUAGAUAAGAUGUACAGUGUGGUAUGCCAUGUUUACAAUAUGUAAUUUAGCUGGUAAUUAGUUUUUCGCCAAGAUAUUAUUGUAACAUAAUUUGUUUAUAAGCUGUGUCUCUGUAACUUUAGUUUAUAUGGACCCGUUUACCCAGUAAGCCAUAAAAUGUACGUACAGAUGCCACUUGAGCUAGGACUGAAAAUUGCACUUGAGCACACGAGGACAACAGUUUCAGUUGUCCUAGAGGUUUUUUGAUAUUGUAUUACAAUGUCAUUAGUGGUGUGUCUAGAAACAAUAAGAUUUUGCCAAUGAAGAAAAAUAUGUUACAAAGAACAAAGUGUCAUUCAUUUCAAAGUGAAAUUUACCUAGUUUUGUUGAAAGCAUAAUUUGUAUCUUGUAUUUUUUCAUGUUUUGAUUCUGUUUUGGUACAGCUUCAUUUUGGAGUGUCUAUUUUAAGUCUAUUCAUUUAUGCAGUACACUGUUGUUAAGCUCCAGGGGUACACGUCACUGUAAAUGUAAUGGUUAAACUGCUGUACAACAUCUUUGCUCCGUAUUCUGUACACAGACUGCAUAAGUGGAGUGCCUCUGUAAGUGGGUCUUGCCAGGGAGCUGUGCUUAAGAGGAAUGAUUCUUUGCCUAGCAAUAUAUCGAAGAGAAAGGAAUCUGCCCAGUACUGGUUCUGUUAAAGUACCUGUAAAUGUUUGUCCCUACCUAAUCCAAUGGAAAGCUUAAAUAAAUGGUUGAUGGAA
This is a messenger RNA of Myxocyprinus asiaticus (Chinese sucker), 1827 nucleotides long. Its product is annotated as cysteine-rich hydrophobic domain-containing protein 2-like. The record is from RefSeq and is a predicted model, not a curated record. The coding region runs from base 3 to 524 and encodes 173 amino acids. The transcript has 6 exons. Lineage: Eukaryota; Metazoa; Chordata; Actinopteri; Cypriniformes; Catostomidae.